AAAAUCACAGACAUCAUGGCAGCCACAACAGCAACAACAAAAGCAUACAAAUCAACAAAGCAACAACAACAACAACGACGACAGCAGCAGCAUCUUCAUUUGGAAUCCAACAACAACAACAACAGCAACAGUCGCCUUUGCCUCAUCUACUGCAGCAACGUUUUGCUGAUCGUGUUCGCUGCGCUGCUGGCAGGAAACUGUGUCAAUGGGCAAAUUGAUGGCUACACCGCCGGUGAGGAUUACCCCGCCUACGAUGCAGUGCCCAAGGGCUUGGCCUUCAACUGCCAAGGACGUCAGCCAGGCUACUACGCGGACACUGAAACGAGAUGUCAGGUCUGGCACUGGUGCCUGCACUCAGGACAUCAGUACUCAUUCCUUUGUCCCAAUGGCACAGUCUUCAAUCAAGCAGUGCGCGUCUGCGAUUGGUGGUCGAACGUAAACUGCGCCAGCUCCGAGCAACUCUACCAGAACAACGAUGAGCUCUAUCGCAUACCAGAACGCAGCCAGCAGCAGCAGCAGCAACAGCAACAGCAGAAGGGGCAGACUGAGGUAUGAUAUAAGGCUGAUGAUGAGUAUAAAAUGGGCAAACAACAACAAGCGCAGCGUCAACGCGAUGGCAGACAGCGACAAUUUCUGGCGCACAACAAGAGCAGCAGCAGCAGCAGCAGCAACAAUAUGGACAGUAAACAGCAACAGCAACAGCACAGCAAUAAAAUCGUAGAUAGCACCGCAGCAACCAACUACAAUAAAAUGACCAAAAAUAGUUAUAGAGGCAGCAUGAGAUUUGAAACGAAUGCUCAAUCAACGUACUCAUCAUCACAGCAGCAGCAGCAGCAGCAACAUCAACAACAGCAACAGCAAUAUAAUUCUAGUAAAAAUAGCGAAUAUCAAAGUAGAAAAAAUAGCAGCAAUAGCCGUAAGCAAAGCAGUAGAAAUAAAACUAGUAGCUUAGGUAAUACACCAACUAGAAAUAGUUAUAGGCAUCGCACCUCAAGCAAUCAACAGCAGCAGCACAACAACAGCAGCAGCAGCAGCAACAGUAACAAGAGUAACAACAACAACAACAACAGUACUAACAACAAUUACAAAAGCCAACGAGGCGGACAACGCUAUAAUUUGAAUAGAUUUGAAAACGAUGACGAGCUCAAAGAUUAUAAAAGUAAAAUUAAAAAUAAAUACAAUAUCGAUUAUGAUCAUUCUUUGGACGAAGAAUAUGAAAUAAUUGAGGCCAUUGAGUGA
Drosophila busckii is the source of this 1239-nucleotide messenger RNA. RefSeq names its product probable serine/threonine-protein kinase dyrk1. The transcript has 3 exons. The record is from RefSeq and is a predicted model, not a curated record. Gene Ontology annotation, molecular function: chitin binding. Gene Ontology annotation, cellular component: extracellular region. Lineage: Eukaryota; Metazoa; Arthropoda; Insecta; Diptera; Drosophilidae.